AUGAAAGUCUACAUCAAGUUGAUGCUCAGCUUUGCUGUGCUGAACCUCUUGUCCACUCUUGUUACUGCAGGCCCAGAAAAAUGGAUGCCCCGAGCCCGCUACAAGAGACAUUCCAUCUUCCCGCGACAAUCGUCUACACCGACGGGCGUGAAUCCCACAGACUCCUCGUUUUUCAUUGGCCAGGUGGACUACGGAACAGAUGUGUCGCUCCAGAUCUCGGGUUCCAAUCUCAUUGUCAACUACCCAGUGACCAAGGAUUUCAUUUACACCGACGUCCAUGUCUGGAUUGGUACUGGAACGGCCCCAGGUAAUCCUGGUGGAUACCCGUACACGCUGGGGAAUGGGGCUUGCACUCUAAACGGUGGAGCAACAAGUGCGACUUGCACUAUCCCAAUCUCUGGCAUCACAACCAAGUGUGACACAACGACAAAAUACAAUAUUGUGACUCAUGCCUCCGUCAAAUCCCCAACCCUUGGAGAUCAAACUGGAACUGCUGGUCAAGACACGUUUCAAAACAACUGGUGGAAUCACAACAACUACUACAAAGCCUCCUGUGACAACAACAACUACCACCAAGCCGCCAGUCACAACAACCACCACCACUAA
Molecule: messenger RNA, 606 nt
Organism: Aspergillus fijiensis CBS 313.89
Lineage: Eukaryota; Fungi; Ascomycota; Eurotiomycetes; Eurotiales; Aspergillaceae
Exons: 2
Coding region: 1-606 (201 amino acids)
Source: RefSeq, a predicted model, not a curated record